AUGCAAAAAGGGGGUUCACCAAAAUAUAGCUUAACAAGCACACGAUCCCUCUCUGCAGGCAAAGAUGCUCAAAAACCUUUUGGAGAUAAUAAACCUUCAGAUAACUCCGAAAAUCAAUUAAUAACAGAAAAAUCUACAGCUGCUCUGAAUAAAUUAAAUCAGGUUGGAGAUAUACACACAGAAAUACUUGAAUCGUUGAAAAAUUCUCUUAAUAAGCUCCGCACAAAUACAACGUUUAUAACUGAUUCAGCAAAGAAUCGCGAAAAAUCAUCAGAUGCACAAUUAUUCGAAAGUAUCAAAAAUAGUGUUACGGAAAAUAUCGAGAGAGCUGAAAAAGCUUCGACAUUACAAAAUGAUGCUACAAAUUCUUUGAUGAAACAAAUUAAUGAGUUUAAAAGAGUUAUUGCAAGCAAAGAUUUAGAUAUUGCGAAACUCAAUCAAGCUAAUAAUGAACUGCAGAAAAAGAUUUCUUCUCAGAAUAAUAAAAUUAAUCAAGGAAAUGACGACAUAGACGAAAUCAGACAAGGAAAUGGAGAUAACUACGACCUUGGUUCUGCAGAUAGCAACAUGUUGUUUGCUUUAACACAAGAAAAUGAAUCGUUAAAAUCCCAACUCGACAAAGCUCUUGAAUUACCCAAAGAACUCGAAGCAUUACAUAAGAAGAACAGAAAUCUAAACUCCCAAUUACUUGAGGCUACUCAAAAAUCCGAAAAUCUUCAAAAUAGGCUUAAAUUAUCUCAACAAAAGACACAAGAAGCCGAAAACAGACAAUUUACAGCAGAAAACCAACUCAAACAAAUUGGAAAGGAUCUAGAGAAAGUAACUCUUGAGAAAUGCCAACUUGAACAAGAAAUCGCAAAACUCAAACAAAACCAAGAGUCUUCUAAAGUAAAUUCCGAUGUUUCCAAUGCAGAAACCAAUAAGUUCUUCAGUGCAUUUUCAGGCGUUAUUGGUACACAAGUCUCCAGCUUUAAACAAGCAAUUGAUUCUGUGAAUUCCAUCAAAGAAAUUGCAAAGAAACAAGCAGAAGAAAACGGCCAAACAAAGGAUUUACAGAAGACAAUUGAGAAACUCCAAAAGAAACUCCAGAAGAUGAAGGAACUCAACCUCAAUUUGAUCUCUGAAAAUGAACAGCUUCAGAAUGAGCACGCAGAGUAUCAAAAUGAACUUGCUGAGUUUUCCAACAGUGUUAAAGCGAAACUUUCAGCAGCAGGAGACCAAAACACAGAACUUCAACAGACAAUUGAAAACUUAAAGAACCAAAUUAAACAGAUCAAAGAUGAAAACAACAACCAACAGAACUUAAAUGAUGGAAUUGUUGAACAAAAAGACCAAGAAAUCGCUAAAUUGAAAGAUUUAGUUGCACAAAGAGAAACAAGAAUUAAUGAACUUAAAGAACGUCUUUCAUUACCAGAGAAACAAGAAUGCGAAGAAAGAACGAAACUUGUUGAAGAAGUCAGUAAGAAAGAACAAGAAAAAGUGAAACUUCAACAAGAAAUCGAUUCUUUGAAUCAAACAAUUUCAGAUUUGGAAGGAAAACUGAAGUUAAGCAUUGCUUCUAUCAAGAAGAUUUCUAAAGAGAAAGAUCGUAUCAGAGACAAAUUAAAUACAUCAAAGAACAGAGUUGCAGAACUUGAAAAGAAUGUUGCUUGUUUGAAUCUCGAAAAAGAUUCUCAUUUUGCAACACAAAACAGCACAAAUCUUGAGCUUGAAUCUUUGAAGAUGCAAUUGCAAGCUGCAGAAGUUUCCCAUACACAAGGAGCAGCAGCAUUCGAAGCACAACGCCAAGAAACAGAAAGAUUCAAGAAAUCUUUGUCACUUUUGGAACCAUUAGUUGCAGAUUUAAGAACACAAGUUUCACAGUUAACAGAUGAAAAGAACAAGUUAGCAUUAUGCCUCCAGAAACAAGAUAAAGCAAUGAAAGAUCUUGAAGAUCACCUCGCAGAAUCCAAUAAUAAGAACGAAAAUCUCGAGAAGAAAUUGAAGAAACGUCAAGAAAAAGACCAAAACUUUGCUGAUACACUUACAUCAAUUUCUUCUGUCAUUUCUAAUAACUUGAUUCCUCUCUUCCAAGAGCCUCUCCGCUCCAAACUCGUUGCUGUUCUCAAUGGAACACCAGGAUCUCCACUUCAGAAAUGUGCUGCAGUCUUCAGCGAACUUUCAAAUCAAUUUGAAAAAGCUGGAGAACCAGCCAAAGAAAAAGUGGCAGAGUUCGAGAGAAAGAUGAAAGAAGCUGAUGAAAGGAAGUCUUUGUAUGACACAAUCCUUUCAAUUAGUGAAGGCGCUAUUGAAGCAUUCUCUUACGUAUUAAGUUCCGCAAAGAGAGAUGAUGAAACAGCAGCUAAAUGUAAUCAACAAUUGAACAGAAACAAAGAAGUCAUUGAGUUUGCAGCGAAAUCGAUCCAAAACAUCGAAAAUGUUGUUAGAGGAAAUGACUUACUUGAUACUCAAUUUGCUUCUAUGAGCUUCUUAGUUGGUGGAAGCUUCGAAGACAGAAGAGUUGCAUUGCAAGACAUUGCUGUAAAAGGCUGGGAUUCAAGGAUGACGUUUGAUUUAUUGUGCUUGCAAUUACUUGUUAAUCAGACACAAGAAAAAGAAAUACAAGCACUCAGAAUGUCAUUUGAAAAUCUCCAAAACGAGAUGUCAAGAAUGACUGAUGUUUCUGGUGUAAACGACGUCGAAAAUGUCGCAGAUUACAUCGAGAAACUAAAAGCUAAAUAUAGAAAGGCAAGGCAGAUGAACAAACAAUUAUCUCAGUACUUAGGAGAUAUUGAAAGCCGUGAAGAAAGCAUUGAACAAAGAGAGAAUUUGGUUGAAGCUUGUGAAGAAUUGAAAGUUCAAUUGUCAGAAUUUGACCAAAAAGUUAAAAAUCUUCAGCUCAAGAUUGAUGAAUCCGAGAAAGAAAUUGCAAAGAAAGAUAGCAAGAUAAGCAGUCUUGAAAGCCAGUUAUCUAAUUCUCAUGUUUCAUCAACAGAAGAAAUCGCAAAUCUCAGAAAAGAAAAUGCUGAUUUAGAACAUGAAAUCGAUGACAAGAAUGCAACAAUUAGAUCAUUAACUGUUCAAUUAAGCCAAUUAAAGAAUGAUACAGAGAUCCAAAUUAAUACUGCAAAGAAGGCUUCAGAAGAUUCUCAAUCUUCAUCACAACAGAAACAAGAGAAAUUGCAGCAAAUGAUUGUAAGUCUCAAAGAUAAAAAGAAACAAGUUGAAAAAUGUUUGACACAGAAAUUACAUGGCCAACAAAAGCAACAACAAGGAGAAAUAGACAAACUUGUUGCAUGCCAGAACGAGUUGAAGCAAAAGCUUGCUGAAACAGUUGCAGCAAUGCGUCAACAAAGUGAUGAAAACGCUAAUUUAUCAAAGAAAUUAGCAGAAAACUUGGCAAAUAGUGAAGAAAAGAACAAAUCAAUGAUGAAUGAUAUAACUAAACUUACAAUGAUGAAGAAGUCUCUUGAAGUACAAAUACAAUCACAAAUGGAUCAACACAAGAGAGAAUUACAGUUAGUUAACUCACAAUUCGCAUUUAAAGAGCUAGAAAAAGAAACACAGCAUCAAGAAGAAAUCGCUACUUUGAACGCUAAAUAUUCUUCGGAGAAAAAUUCAUUCAUUGAAAAAGUUUUAGGUGAACUUGGAAUAUUAGAUCAGAUAGAGGAUGAUUUGGAUGAGGAAACCGCUCUACAAGCAAUUCAUAAUGCUGUAGCAGCUCAUCCUGUUCAUUGUUUAGUUUGA
Messenger RNA from Trichomonas vaginalis G3, 3726 nucleotides. RefSeq names its product A-type inclusion protein, putative-related family. Lineage: Eukaryota; Parabasalia; Trichomonadida; Trichomonadidae. The transcript has a single exon. The record is from RefSeq and is a predicted model, not a curated record. Bases 1 to 3726 code for a protein of 1241 amino acids.